CUUAUAUUUUAAUCUAAAACGAAAAACAUAAAAAACAAAUUCUGUCUGUCAUAUUUAUGGUAUCAUCUUCAUUUAAUCUGUUUAUUCACUUAUGAGAACCUCCAUGGCACUCUAAAAAUGUGCGGGUAUAGCGAUAACGAAUUACUACAUAGAAAUACUAAAAAUAUACAAAACUUGGAAAAAAGUAUCAAAAUCGCUUGGUCGUAGGUUCAACACAGUAUUGUAAACUCAUGACCUUCAAUGAGUUGUCGGGAACGCUUCAAAUACCCAUUCUCGCAGAGUGCAGAUUUGUAAUAGGGCUAACGAUUUAAAUCUUUGUGUAAUGGAGGCCAUACACAUUUGGUUUUGCAUUAUGGUUUUAGCCGAACAUGCAUAACCGACAGGCAAGCCCUUACGUGUAUGUGAUAAAACUAUACAGUUUUCGGUGCAUGUAACUCGGUUAAGCAUGUCGGUUAUGAAUGCACGGUUAAAACCAUCAUGCAAAACCUAACGUGUGUGGCCUCCAUAAAACAGAGAAAGCCACAGACACACAAAAAAAAACUAUGUGAGCUCAAUGCUUAUUACUUUUCUCUAUGUCAAUACAUUAGCAAAAUGUCAACAAUAAUUACAUUUGAUUUAAAAGAGCUAAGGAAAUUAGUUAAUGAUAAGAAUUCCUGUGUCGUGGAAAAAAAAGUUACUCAAAAUCUGGCUUUGCAACCUUGGUGCUUAGGCAAUCCAAAAGAAUCUGUAAAAACAUUACUGGAUUACAAAAUUGGGAAAUUCGAUAAAGAGUUUAAUGGCAUACUCUUAAGUUACAAAAAUCUUUGCAUAUUGCAAAAUGUUGGAUCAAUAAGAAAUGAUAAUGCAGAUAUUCAUUUUCAAGUACAAGCUGAUUAUUUCAUAUUUACUCCAUAUGUGGGGGCGACUUUAAAAGGAGUAGUUAAUAAAAAGAGCUCUACGCAUCUCGGUAUCCUUGUUCACAGAGUAUUUAAUGUUGUUAUACCAAGGCCCACUGAAGAACCAGGAAAUAAGUGGAUUGGUGAGGGUAUUGAAGAAGGGCAACAAGUUGUUUUUCAAAUUGUUGUCCUUGACCUUUUUGGAGCUUUACCAUACAUCAGAGGACAGUUAGAUGAAAGAUGGUUAAAGCAAUUUCCUGAUGAUGACAAUGAGGUAGAAGAAUACUCAAAUGAGUCGAUAAGUGUUUCCUAUAUUAAUUUUGAUAAAACAAAACCACAUACACAAAAGCAAAGUAAAGAUCAUGGUAAAUCUUGCGUAGAUCAAAUAUGUGACAUGUCACCAGAAAGAAAACCUGAAAAUGGCGAUUUAAGCUCAACAAAAUGCGGAAAAAAGGAUAAUGUUGCUGUAAUAGAUAAAUUGAAGAUCAAAACAAAAAGCACAGAUUCAGAUAAUCAAACAGACAAAGAAGAAGUCAGUAUAAGACAAUCAAAAAAGCGCAAAAAGAAAAUAUAGUGUUUUAACAUCAGACACAUUUUACCCACAUACGUGCAGUUGGGUGGUUUACUUUCGGACACAUUUCCUGGUAAUUAAGCAAUAAAGUCAAAAUCUCUUCACUAUUUUGUUUUAAUUAAGCAUAUGACUACUGUAUUUUAACAAUAUACUAAAAUACUGAAAAGUAAUUAGAUAUUAUAAGUAAUAAUAUUAUCAUAAUACCUACUUAAUGGUGCUUAGACUUUAACCUUUUAGUACCGACAUGCAUUUUUUGUAACAUUAGUACCAACGUGAGGUCUGAGAGACCGCAUUUAUAAUAUUGAAUCUUAUGAACAAAGUGAUGAGCUAAAUAUUUGUCCUUUCAAUAUAUUGUAUACAUGGUUGUGAGGUUUAUGUCAAGUCUAAUAAUCAAUUAAUAGGACCAUGCUAUUCAUAUACAGGUGUCUGUCAAGGAGGAAUUAUGUCUCCAUUGUUUUACAUUUUUUGAGUACCUACACAAACUAAACAUAAUUUUAGGAUCACAUGUAAAAAAGUUGCAAUUUGCUGAUUACUUGGUCAUUUACCUCUCAGGUUCUGAUAUACAAAAGGUAUCCUCUACUAUAAAUAGAGCACUUUUAAAACUAAAUCUUAAUCACAAUCUUAGAUGCAUAACCUGUGUUAUGAAAAACUCCUAUCAACUCUUUGGAAUUAAUCAACUGUAAAGAUAAAUUGAAGAUACAUAGGUUUCUUAGCUUACUUACUCCUUUGUUAAUAUAAAAAUGAUGAAAUGUUUGAAUUUGCUGAAAAUGUUAAAAAGAAAAGAGAAAUAAUGUGUUUUUUUUUAAACACAAGUUUGUUCAAAUCUGCCUCCCGGGGGGCACAUUUAAAUCGACAAGGGCAGUUUUGAACAAUGGGUUAAAAACAAGAAAAAGAGAGGAUACAAUUUGCCUUUAUUAUAAUAUUUAUUGUAAUAAAAUAUAAAAUAAACUUAUACGAAACUUCUAAAGUUACAUCUUGCAUUACAGUAAUAAAAAUAGUAUUUUCAUUGUGUUGGACUUCCUCCUUGUUAACAAAAGUAAUCAUAGUGCACAAGAGUUUUAGUUUAUUGUUAUGUUACUAUCCAACCGAGUUGUGAAUUUACCAAAAAUAGAUUGUCACUAAUCUGUUUUUUAUCUGUAUUUAUGAUCGUGAAGUAGUAAUCGUUUCCAAUGAGUAUAUCUACCUGGUCUCCAAGUGAACCAUCAUCGGCUAAUAAAAUUUUAUCCUUCCAUUGAUUCAAUUCCUUUUCAGGAUAAAAAACUUGUUGAGCUAUUGUGGGUACAAUGUUAGCAUAAAGAAUAAUAGUUGUU
Messenger RNA from Chilo suppressalis (striped riceborer), 2756 nucleotides. The record is from the annotation of a GenBank genome assembly. Lineage: Eukaryota; Metazoa; Arthropoda; Insecta; Lepidoptera; Crambidae.